Messenger RNA from Tribolium castaneum (red flour beetle), 1529 nucleotides. RefSeq names its product spindly (gene Spindly). NCBI's taxonomy places the organism in Eukaryota, Metazoa, Arthropoda, Insecta, Coleoptera, Tenebrionidae. The coding region runs from base 44 to 1489 and encodes 481 amino acids. The transcript is spliced from 4 exons. The record is from RefSeq and is a predicted model, not a curated record.
UUAACCCUUUCUGUUCUGUGGCUAUAUCAGUUCGGGAUGCCUGAUGUCAUCUGUCGUUUUUCAAAUCGUAAUAACGUUUUUCCAAGAUUUGUACGCUCUUUUCGAAAUAAAAAUGUGCGAGCCCUCUGUUUUCGAAGAUUUGAAGACAAAAUAUCAACAGUUGCAAGUAGAAUGUGAGCAGGUGAAUCAGCACUUGCACGAUUACCGCCGACAAAUAAAAAUAGCGCAAACGCUUGAGGCCGAAUACCAGGAGGAAAUCAGGCUUUUGCAGUCUCAGGGGACUCUCGAGGCGCAGAAACUGAAGGAGAAAGUGCACCAGUUGGAGGAGAGUAUUGUGGAGCUGAAGUCGUCCCACAACGAGCGAAUUGAGAACUUGGAAAAAGAGCUGGCAAAAAAGGAAGAGGAAAUCGAUGGUUUGAAGAAAGAGUUGAAGGAUGUUGAAAAAUUAUCACAGUCGCAAAACCCGGAAAGCGACAGUAAGCUACUCGACCAAAUAAGCAAACUGGAACAGCUGAAUUUCGAUUUGAACGAAAAACUUUGUGAGCUGGAGCAGUCGCUUGAAUCGAGCGAACAAAAAAACGCCACCCUCCAAGAAACGGUAAAAGAGCUGGAAGCACUAACGGCUGAAUACAAAGAGAGUCUCGACUGCAAAAGACAGGAGCUUGCGGAAGCUAACAUUUUAUUGGAAAAUCUCAAAGAUGAGAAUCUGGCCAUCAAGUCCCAGCUGGAUAUGGUUACUAGUAAACCUCUAGAUGAUAAAAGCCAGGGAAAUUCGCUAUUUGCGGAAGUUGACGACAGACGUGUCCAAUUGCAACAAAACAUGAACACGAUGAAAUCACAAUACCUGGAAAUGAAGCGCGAAAGGGCGUCUUAUUUGAAGCAAAUCCGAGCAUUGCGUAACGAAAACGUGGAAUUAAUGGCGAAAAUGGAAGCCGAAAUUAAGGGUCGCCAAGAAGAUGAAGAAAUGAUUUCGGAAACUUACAAAAAUCAAAUUAACGCUUUGAACGAGCUGAUUGCAAGCUAUCAAAAGGAAAGGGAAAGCUGUAAUUUAAACCUUAAAGAUGUCCCACCUUCAGCUUCCGGCAUGAUGAAGUAUUUUGACAACAUGCUUGCAAUGAAAAAUAAAGAAAUGGAAGACUUGAGGCAACUGUUAAGCAGCGCUUCGCUGAAUACAAUUACUCAGAGGCACAACUUAAUUGAAGCUCAAAGAGAGAUCAGAAAAAAUAAUUUAGAAAUUCUCCAGCUGAAGAAUGAAAUUGGACAACUUAAUAUGAAAAUAGAGGAAAUGCAAAUGGUCAGUCCGACUGAAAAAACACCUGAGAUCAAACAAAUUGAAGAAAUUAAAAAUGUGAAUAAAACCAACAAAGAAAACGAAGGCGACAAAAAUGUCCAGUUCAGUGAAGACACCCUAGACCCGAAAGUGACCGACCGGAAGAAAUUGAGGAAGAACGCAAAAACGUUUGUUUUACAAUCUAUCCAUUAUGAUUAAUUUUAUUUACAUUGUACUUAUUAAUAAAUAUUUACGCGUU